AUGGCCUCAAGACUGGACUCUCCUUUCGAUCUGGAACGAUGUGGCCCAGCUGUGGACUUAGCUUUGGAUAAAGUGAACGAAAAGUUCCUCGCGCAUCACAAUGUCGAACUGCAAAAAGUUCAGGGAAGUUAUCCAACGUGCUCUGGAGCUCUCGCUCCGGGGUUAGCGGCGGACAUGCACUUUAAAGACGACGUUAUAGCUUUUGUUGGACCCGCCUGCGCUUUUGCCCUUGAACCAGUGGCCAGAUUGGCUGCAUACUGGAAUACACCAAUUAUUACUGGAAUGGGAGAUCAGCCUCCUUCAGAAGGAGAGUUAGCGGCGCCUGCGAGUGUCGUUAGUCGGAUGCAUAGAUUGAGAAACUUGCGCAAGGGAACUAGACCUCAAACAUUGUUCAACGACAAAGGCAAGUACCCAACACUCACACGAAUGUCGUAUUGCCAGUGUCGUUUGCCGCGCGUCUUUACCAGCGUUUUUGAGCGAUUUGGAUGGGCUCACGUAGCUUUACUACUGGACAAAUCUGAUUUAUUUUCACUAACAGUUGGAAAAUCCUUGGAGUGGGGUUUGAGAAAGGAAGGAGUGCUCAAGGCCGUGAGGGAAUUAGAUGGAAAUGAAAGAGAAUCUUGCGAAGCUCUACUUAAGGACGUUAGCAUGUACGCAAGGGUUGUUAUUCUCAGUGUAAGAGGAUCUUUGGUUCGGGAAUUCCUGCUCGCGGCGCACUCUCUCGGCAUGACGCGUGGUGACUGGGCUUUUCUAGAUGUGGAAAUAUUUCAGGGUGGUUACUGGGGAGAGACAGGGUGGGCGGCGGGGGAUGAGCGUGAUGCUGCAGCCCGCGCUGCCUACGAAGCGUUAUUACGCGUAUCCCUGAAACUGCCCACCGGCGAUCGUUUUGACGAGUUUGCCGAUACCGUGCGGGCUAGAGCUAAAUUGCACUAUAAUUAUAGUUUUUCGGAUGGUGAAGAGGUGAACUUCUUUAUAGGCGCGUUUUAUGAUGGCGUUUACUUGUUGGGUAUGGCGUUAAAUGAAACAUUGACAGAGGGCGGGGACAUUCGGGACGGAAGGAAUAUUACGCGACGUAUGUGGGGGAGGGAUUUCCAUGGUAUCACAGGUCACGUGCGCAUCGACUCCGUAGGAGAUAGAGAUGCUGAUUAUGCCAUUUUGGAUUUGGAUCCUGUGACUGGAAAAUUUGAAGUUGUAGCUUUUUACCAUGGCUUGAAUAUGAGCUACAAGCCUGUAGCAGGUAAAGCCAUCCACUGGCCCGGCGGUAGACGCGGGCCGCCUCCUGACAAGCCUCGCUGUGGCUUUCUUGGAACUGACCCUAUGUGUCAGGGAGAGGCCCAGGCAGUUUUGAUAUAUUGCUUUAUUGGGCUGGCUGUUUUCUUAACGCUCGCCUUUACCGCAGGUUGCGUGGCCUACAAGCAAGUGCGAAUAGAUGCGGAACUAAACAACACGUCGUGGCGCGUUCGUCCCGAGGAGGUAUUAGUCGAAGUCGGCACAGGUCUCGGCUCGAGUCCCGCCCUACACAGCAUUAACGAAGUGCUUAAGCUAUCCUUAGGAUGGAGCACUCGUAGCUCAAAUUCUACAGGUGUGAGUCAUUCUCUCACACUCUCUUCUUUUACGGUUGGCUUAUAUAAGGGCAAUCGUGUGGCUGUCAAGAAGAUACAUAGGAAAAAAUUGGAUUUAAACAAAAAAUUACUUUGGGAAAUAAAGCAAGCACGUAACGUAUCUCACGAGAAUACCGCGCGUUUUAUCGGCGCUUGUGUCGAUUGUCCGCUGGUCUUCAUUCUUACCGAGUACUGUCCGAAAGGAUCUUUGAAAGACGUUCUUGCUAAUGAAGAAUUACAACUGGAUUGGAAUUUCAGGACUUCACUUGUGCAUGAUAUUGUUCAGGGCAUGUGUUAUCUACAUAGUGGACUUGGGGCGCACGGCAAGUUGCGGUCUUCAAACUGCCUCAUCGACGGGCGCUUUGUGUUAAAGAUAUCCGACUACGGUCUCAACACACUUUGCACGCCCACUGAUUUGAUUAAAGACGACGCCUAUUAUUACAAACUGCUAUGGACAGCACCGGAACUCGUGGCGGGCAGCGUGUACCCGGGCGUGGUGGCCUCCCUCAAGGGAGACGUCUACAGCUUCGGCAUCAUCCUCGAAGAGAUUGUGCUACGCGCGGGCCCCUUCCAUCAUUAUACGGCCACGAUGACUAAUAAAGAGAUAGUGUCCCGCGUGUGCGCGCACGAGGCGCCCGCGUUCCGGCCCGUGGUGGCGCUGCGCGAGGUGGGCAGCGCGGGCGGCGCCGCGGCCGAGCUGCUGGAGCUGGCGGCGCGCUGCUGGCUCGACGCGCCCGACGACCGGCCCUCCUUCGACGCUAUUAAUGCUAAUUAUAUCAAAGGAUAUUGUGACAACUUGAUGGAUGAUCUUUUACGUCGCAUGGAGCAAUAUGCUAACAAUCUCGAGUCCCUCGUAGAAGAGAAGACCGAACAGCUGUCUUUGGAAAAGAAACGAUCGGAGGAACUGCUUUACCAAGUACUUCCACGCCCCGUGGCCCAACAACUGAUGGCGGGUGAAGUGGUCCAGCCGGAGAGUUUCGAAUGCGUCACGGUCUACUUCAGCGACAUCGUGGGCUUCACGGAGCUGUGCGCCGCCUCCACGCCGAUGCAGGUCGUGGACCUCCUCAAUGACUUGUACAGCACGUUUGAUAGGAUUAUCGGAUAUUACGACGUGUAUAAGGUAGAGACGAUCGGAGACGCGUACAUGGUAGUGUCGGGGCUGCCGCAGCGCAACGGCGACCUGCACGCGCGCGAGAUCUGCCUGAUGGCGCUGGCCGUGGUGGACGCCGUGCGCGGGUUCGUCGUCCGGCACCGCCCCGCUCACAGGCUGGAGGUGCGUGUGGGUGUUCACUCGGGGCCGGUGUGUGCGGGCGUCGUGGGGGUUAAAAUGCCCCAUUAUUGUCUCUUUGGAGAUACUGUCAACACCGCUAGCAGGAUGGAGUCUACUGGACAGCCAUUAAGGAUUCAUCUAAGCGAAAACACAAGAAUAUUACUUGAACAAUGGGGUACUUUUGUAGUGGAGAGACGUGGGGAGGUGGAACUAAAAGGGCGCGGUCGAAUGCUCACGCACUGGUUAUUGCAUUGUUCCGAACCUGAAGCGAGGCUCGUCACCCAAGAGCCCCAGCCUCCCCCACAAUAUCCUAUACUGUUUCCAGCUUUACCUCAACCUGCUAUCUUACAUACACCCUAUUUGGUAGUGGAUCCACCGACGCUGACAGCU
Messenger RNA from Brenthis ino (lesser marbled fritillary), 3261 nucleotides. The record is from the annotation of a GenBank genome assembly. NCBI's taxonomy places the organism in Eukaryota, Metazoa, Arthropoda, Insecta, Lepidoptera, Nymphalidae.